Molecule: messenger RNA, 1953 nt
Organism: Pestalotiopsis fici W106-1
Lineage: Eukaryota; Fungi; Ascomycota; Sordariomycetes; Amphisphaeriales; Sporocadaceae
Exons: 4
Coding region: 1-1953 (650 amino acids)
Source: RefSeq, a predicted model, not a curated record
AUGGCCGAGCUUGUUGGGCUCGUUGCAAGUAGCAUUGCAAUCGUAGAGACAGCAGGCAAGGUCGCCGGCGCCGUGCUCACGCUCAAGAAGCUUUGGGACGAGAUCCAAGAUGUCCCCGACACAAUUCGCAAUCUCAUGACUGAGAUCGAGGUCCUGGAGCCCAUAUUGACAGUCAUCGAGGACGACUAUAACAAUACAGGAACCCCUAUCCCAAAUGAUAGAGCCUCGAAUUUAGCACUGGCCUACUGCCGCAAGGCUGUGACGGAUCUUGAAGACCUGGUGCGGCAUCUUUCAGUCAACCUCCAGGCAGCCAGGAGAUCAAAGAGAGGAAAAGCCAAAGUUCGAGUAAUUCUCGAAAAGGAUACGCUGAAAAAGCUUCAAGAUCGGAUGCAGGCUGCAGUCCGACUCCUUACCUUGGCGCAGCAGACCUACCUAGUUGCCCUCACAAGAUCUCAGCCCGAAAUUAUAUUCCGUCGACUCGAGUCCACUUCAUUGCUUGAAUCAAACGUUUCGGUCGAGUCACCUCGCGAAAACGAUGAUAAGGGCAUCCAAUCACAGGAAGAUGGGAGCACAUCUAUCGUAAAAUUUCAACAACCUGAAACACGUACCAGCUUUUUGCACAUUGCUCAUUGGCGUACCGCUUUUGGCAACGUCGGAUGGGGUCGUGGUAAAGAGGAUGGGAAUACACUUUUCGGAUGGAUGACCCGAUUCGAAGCGCCCUCCUGGUUAUCCCAACGAGCAUGGGAUCUACGGAUUACUCACUCAACCUCCGGAUGGCAGAUGAAUCUCAAGCCGUACUGCGUUCGACCCGACGGCGAUCAAGUCUUUGAUCACGUCCGGAAUGGUGACACGCAAGCCUUGGGCUGGCUCAUCAGAAGCGGCAGGGCAUCGAUAUAUGACAUUGAUAAAGAUGGCUGGAGUCUUCUCCAUUGGUUCUAUGGCUCUGAGACUCCUGCCCACUAUGCAAUUGAAGGAAUCACCUACGAAGAGGAAAACCUUCCAAAUUGGCCAGAACUUGAUCGCCUUUUGACUUCUGUCGGCGCAUACGAAGAUAUUGACGAUUUAAACCCUUGGAGACCUGGUUCGCGACAAGGAAUAAAAGGCGACAAUAAAGAUAAUCACAUGUCGAGAUGUGUCGAGGAAUUCGAGUUCUUCCAGCCAGUGUAUUCCCCAAACCAUAAUGGUCUCAAUAUCUGCGAACGAUUGGACUACGGCAAAGUCCAGUGGGAUUAUGGAGAUGACGUACUUCGGUUUUUACUAUUCAAUGGAGGUACUGUGACAACUGAACAGAUCCAGGCCCUUGAGAAAAGUGGAAUUGGCCCUUUGAAUCUUAUCGCGUUCGGGUACCACUGGAAGAAGUACCGCCCCAAUGUUGAUCCGAGACUCACGACCUUGGUCCAUGAAAUGAUAAGAUCAGAGGCCAACGUUCAUUUUGAGCAGCACCCUCAUGCUCUACCGCUCCAUAUGCGUGGUGUCAAUGGCUACCCAUUUAGCACGCCAUUCUUUGGCGUCCUUAUUCCGGCUCCAUAUUAUUAUUAUUAUGAUGAUGAUAAUGAGGGCCCUCAACGUCUGCAGGAGGACAUCGAAAGGGUAAUGCUGAACUGGUUAGAAGAUCUCUACAGUUGCGGCAUAGAUCUGAGUCGGUAUGGGAAACAUGAAAUGAAAGUGUUUCGCAAGAACAGAAUAUUGAGGGAAAGGUGGUACCCAUGGGAUCAGUGGAUGCAGCUGUCUGGAUUCAAAUACGGUCCGAAGCCGGAAGACUGGGUUCUAGAAUGGGACCUGAUGCCAGAGAGACUAUCAGGAGAGUUUUGGAGUAUGGUCGAAGAGCAACUACAACAUCCUCAAAUGCCGGGGGCUUGGGUAGACUCUGCUCCUACGUAUCUUAAGCGUGUCUGGGUCGGAUACUACGAUGCUUGCGAGAGCUCUGAGACUUCGGACUCAGAUACAGGAUGA